Mus musculus (house mouse) is the source of this 2574-nucleotide messenger RNA. It is a transcript of the gene Vmn2r93, whose product is annotated as vomeronasal 2, receptor 93. The record is from RefSeq and is marked inferred. Bases 1 to 2574 code for a protein of 857 amino acids. Gene Ontology annotation, biological process: G protein-coupled receptor signaling pathway. Gene Ontology annotation, cellular component: membrane; plasma membrane. The transcript has 6 exons. Gene Ontology annotation, molecular function: G protein-coupled receptor activity. Lineage: Eukaryota; Metazoa; Chordata; Mammalia; Rodentia; Muridae.
AUGUUCUCCUGGAUUUUUAUUUUCUGGCUAUUGCAAAUUCCCAAACUUGUCUCUGCUUUUACUUUUAAAAUCAGUAGAUGUUAUUACAUAAUCACUGAAGAGUUUCACCAUGAAGGAGAUUUUAUGAUUGGUGCCUUUUUCCCUCUUCAUACUUUCUACACUGAAAAGAAAAUGCCACAUUCAACUAUACCAUACACAUAUUUGGAUGGCUACGUACAAUAUAACUUUAAGAACUACCAGUAUAUUCUGGCUCUGCAAUUUGCCAUUGAGGAGAUCAAUGGGAACCCCAAUCUUUUACCCAACAUAUCUCUUGGGUUUGACUUCUACAAUGUCAGAUUCACUGAGAAGGACACUCUUAUGAAUGCUGGUAUUUGGCUCACCUCUCAUGUGCACAAAAUGGUUUUUCCUAAUUACACUUGUGGGAAAAAAAAAUUCACUGCUGCACUCACAGGAUCAUCAUGGAUGGCAUCUGCCCAAAUUGGGACAUUACUUCAUCUCUUUAAAUUUCCACAGAUUACUUUUGGACCUUAUGAUCCUCUCUUGAGUGACCAUAGUCAGUAUUCUUCUCUCUACCAGAUGGCUCCGCAGGACACAUCUCUUACACUUGCCAUUGUUUCCUUGAUUGUUCAUUUUAGAUGGUUGUGGGUUGGUCUCAUCCUCCCAGAUGACCACAAGGGAAAUAAAAUUCUAUCAGAUUUUAGGGAGGAGAUGGAGAGGAAAAGAAUCUGCAUGGCUUUUGUAAAAAUGAUCCCAGCCACAUGGACUUCAUACUUUGCCAAAUUCUGGAAAAAUAUGGAUGAGACAAAUGUAAUAAUUAUUUAUGGUGACAUUGAUUCUCUAGAAGGUCUAAUGAGAAAUAUUGGGCAAAGGUUAUUGACAUGGAUUGUCUGGGUCAUGAACACUGAACACCAUGUUCUUGAAAUUUCUGAUUAUUUCAUGUUAGACUCAUUCCAUGGAAGCUUAAUUUUUAAGCACCAUUACAGGGAGAAUUCUGAUUUUACUAAAUUUAUUCAAACAGUUAAUCCUAAAAACUACCCAGAAGACAUUUAUCUUCCUAAGUUGUGGUAUUACUUCUUCAAAUGCUCAUUUUCUGAUAUUAAUUGUCAUGUUUUAGACAAUUGUCAAACUAAUGCUUCUUUGGAUGUAUUACCUAGUCACAUAUUUGAUGUGGCUAUGACUGAAGAGAGCACAAGUAUUUAUAAUGGUGUAUAUGCUCUGGCUCACAGCCUCCAUGAGAUGAGACUUCAGCAACUUCAAGUACAACCAUUUGAAAAUGGUGAAGGGAUGGUGUUCUUUCCAUGGCAGCUUAACACUUUCCUGAAGGAUAUUGAGAUGAGAAAAAACAGGAGUUUAUAUUGGAGACAGACAAUAGAUGUGGAAUAUGACAUUCUCAACCUUUGGAAUUUACCAAAGGGGCUUGGACUAAAAGUGAAAGUAGGAUCCUUUUCUGCAAAUGCUCCCCAAGGCCAACAGUUGUCCUUAUCUGAGCAGAUGAUACAAUGGCCAGCAAUAUUUUCAGAGAUCCCUCAAUCUGUGUGUAGUGAGAGUUGUCAGUCUGGAUUCAGGAAAGUAAGCCAGGAGGGCAAGGCCAUCUGCUGCUACAAUUGCACUCCUUGUGCAGAGAAUGAGAUUUCAAAUGAGACAGAUGUAGACCAGUGUGUGAAGUGUCCAGAGAGUCAUUAUGCAAAUACAGAGAGGAACAACUGCCUCCAAAAAUCUGUGAGCUUUCUGGCCUAUGAUGAACCCCUGGGGAUGGCUCUUGCCAGCAUAGCUUUGUGCUUAUCUACAAUCACUGUCUUUGUUAUUGGCAUCUUCUUAAGACACAGAGACACUCCUAUUGUCAAGGCCAAUAAUCAAGGUCUGAGUUUCAUUUUGCUCAUCACACUCACCUUCUGUUUUCUAUGUUCUUUGAACUUCAUUGGUCAGCCAAAUACAUCAGCCUGCAUCCUUCAGCAGACCACCUUUGCAGUUGCUUUCACUAUGGCUCUUGCCACUGUGUUGGCCAAAGCUAUUACUGUGGUUCUUGCCUUUAAGGUCAGUUUUCCAGGGAGAAUGGUAAGAUGGCUAAUGAUAUCAAGGGGUCCAAACUACAUCAUUCCUAUCUGCACCCUGAUCCAACUUCUUCUUUGUGGAAUAUGGAUGGCAACUUAUCCACCAUUCAUUGACCAAGAUGCUCAUACUGAACAUGGACACAUCAUCCUUUUGUGCAACAAGGGCUCAGCUGUUGCCUUCCAUUCGGUCCUGGGAUACCUCUGUUUCUUGGCCCUCGGGAGUUAUACCAUGGCCUUCUUGUCUAGAAAUUUGCCUGAUACAUUCAACGAAUCCAAAUUUCUGUCAUUCAGUAUGCUAGUGUUCUUCUGUGUCUGGGUCACCUUUCUUCCUGUCUACCACAGCACUAACGGAAAGGUCCUGGUGGCUAUGGAAGUAUUCUCUAUCUUGGCUUCCAGCUCAGCACUCCUUGCCUUCAUAUUUGGUCCAAAGUGUUACAUUAUCUUGUUGAGACCAGACAAGAAUUCAUUUAAUCAUAUCAGGAGAAAACAACAUACAAGAAGGAAGAAUUCUCCUAAAAUAUAG